This is a messenger RNA of Striga asiatica, 783 nucleotides long. Lineage: Eukaryota; Viridiplantae; Streptophyta; Magnoliopsida; Lamiales; Orobanchaceae. The record is from the annotation of a GenBank genome assembly.
AUGCCUGGCAUUUUCAGCAUCCUCUGCAUCAACUUGUUCUUUGCUGAGCUUCAUAAUGUCAUCAAGGAACCUCUGCUCAAGACCUUCAAAUGUCUGGAUUACGUUAUUAUCAUCAUAGCCUAUAUCCAUAUCCUCCUCCUGAGAUUGAUCUCUAGGAUCCCCGCCACUUUGUCUCUCCAUUGGCAUCCGAGGAUCCAACCUCUGAGUUUGCAAUCUAAAUGGAAAAGUCAAGGCUCCAAGGAGGUAUCAUUCACAUAUCUUCUUAGCAACCGAACAUUAUGGCUUGUUUUUGGGAGUCAGAAAACUAGGUCAAUUGACGGCCGAGUUUCAGGUGGUAGAGAAAGGCGCGGUGGGCGACAUAGCCGUUUGUGGCAAUUUAUCCUGCGCGCCAUCUCUCUCCCACAGCCAUUGAUUGUUAUGCUGCGAGCCUCCUUCCUUUUCGCCGAGGAUUUGCUGUUCCUGGGGGCGUCCAUGGUAAUAGCUGGACUUGCUGCUGGGGUGCUGCUGGUGCAUUUGAGCGGCGGAACCGCCGUACCCGCGGUGACCACCGCCGUCCCCGCGGCCGCUGUCCGAAUCACCCCCGUAGUGGCCCCCUUGCCUUCUCAUCUUUUCCGUUUUUCUGCUUUUGAAAUAAUUCCUAACACAAAAUUGGAAGUGCGGAAGAUAGAAGGACAACCUCGAGACCCUAAGGUUGAGGAAAACCUCGAGACCCUUCGAGGCCGAGGGCGACCUCGAGAUCCUCUAAGGCCGAGGGCGACCUCGAGAUCAUUCGGGACCGAGUAG